Molecule: messenger RNA, 2054 nt
Organism: Drosophila busckii
Lineage: Eukaryota; Metazoa; Arthropoda; Insecta; Diptera; Drosophilidae
Gene: Pal1
Product: peptidyl-alpha-hydroxyglycine alpha-amidating lyase 1
Exons: 6
Coding region: 137-1819 (560 amino acids)
Biological process (GO): peptide metabolic process
Cellular component (GO): extracellular region; membrane
Molecular function (GO): catalytic activity; protein binding
Source: RefSeq, a predicted model, not a curated record
ACGCUGUCUUAUAAAUUUAUAAGCUGUUCCAUAUUGUAAAUAAUACGCGAAUACAAGCUGAAUAAACAGCUCUACAACUGCGAAAAACAUUCCAGCUAAGCAUAAAAAGCUUGGCUAAAAGCAGAGUGUCAAAAAGAUGAAGCAGCCGUUAACAGUUUUAAAAGGAUGCUUUUUUUGCCUUAAUUUUCUCUGGAUUCACAGACUGGUAACAGCUAUUGAUGUUACUGAGAAUCAAAGCGCACAACGUUAUCUGCAAGGGUUACCAAUCGGCAGUGGUAGCAAUGCGGAUCGACUGCAGCAAAUGCUGAAGGGUGUUGGAGCACCAAUUAAUUGGCCACAGCCCGCCAAGCCGGAAAUAACAGAUGUUAAGACUGAGCUCGCCAAACUAAAUACAACCUAUGUUUAUCAAAAUGAGUGGCCGGCGAAUAAUGUUCGACUAGGCGCUGUAACUGCGGUUAGCUUUGACAAAGCAGGCAACGUAGUCAUAUUUCAUAGAGUAAAUCGCAUUUGGUCACAGAGAACGUUCAACAAUGAAAAUGUUUACCAAGAAAAAAACCGUGGACCCAUCAGGGAAAGCACAGUGCUAGGUCUUGAGCCGGAUACGGGAAAGGUGCUGUAUGAUUGGGGUAAAAAUAUGUUCUAUAUGCCGCAUGGUCUGCACAUCGAUCCGGAAGAUAAUGUGUGGCUGACAGAUGUAGCGUUGCAUCAAGUGUUUAAGUUUCCACCACGUGGCGCAGGUGGCAGACCCCUACUGACACUAGGCACUGCCUUUCAUCCUGGCAAUGGCAUCAAAAAGUUUUGCAAACCCACUGCAGUGGCGGUGCUCAACAAUGGCGACUUUUUUGUAGCCGAUGGCUAUUGCAAUGCACGCAUUGUCAAGUACUCAAAGCAAGGCGAACAAAUCUUAGUGUGGGGUGAGAACUCAUUCUCAGGCUUUUCUUACGAUGUGGCACCGCCAAACUUCUUUGCUAUACCACAUGCAUUGACACUGGUGCCGGAGCUGGAACUACUCUGUGCUGCUGAUCGUGAAAAUGGACGUGUGCAGUGCUUCCAUUCCAUUAAUGGCACAUUUCACUCGCAGUAUCAUAAUCCGGUGAUUGGCGAUCGUCUCUUUAGCAUGGCAUAUACACCAGCAGCAGGUGGCGAGCUGGUGAUUGUUAAUGGACCCAGUGCUGAGGUGGGCGCCCAGCAGCAGCAUUAUAAUGAAGUGCAUGGCUUUGUGUUGAGCAUGCGAACGCGACAAUUGGUCUCAAAGUUUGGUCCCAACAAUUUACAAUUUGAGAACCCACAUGAUGUCGCUGUAACAGCAGAUGGAAAUGCCAUCUAUGUUGCUGAGUUAUCUCCCACGCGCAUUCACAAGUUCCUGCACAAGUCUGUGGCGAAGCCUAUGUCGCUAUCAGCCGUUAAAUCACUAAGCAGCUCCAACGAAGUAGCUGCCGCUGCGCCUGCAUCAAGUGGCAGUGGAGCAGAGACAGCAGCAGCACAUCAUCCAAGCGGGAAAGCUAUAUUGGUGGCUUCACUUAUGCUUGUCUUUGCUGGUUCCACGCUGGCAUUGGCGCUAAUGAUGGCGCGUCGCCGCAAACGAGGUAAUCAAGCAAUCAGCGCAGCGCCAGCUAGCGAUUUGGUCUAUCGCCAGUUGGCCGCGUCCAAUCAAAGUUGUUUGCCGUUCGGCACACACAAUCGCCGGCAUGCAUGGGAGAAGACCGAGGGCUUCAAGCUAGGCGGCCUACUGGAUCGCAAUGGCUUCGAGAAGCUCGAUCAGAAUGCCAGCGAUGAGGAGCACGAACAGCAGACAACAUCAAUCUCGCAGUACGCCUAAAGAAGCUGGAGUGCCUACAGCCAGGACCAAGAGACUUAACUAUUUUUUUAAAAGUUCUAACUAAGCAUUCCUAGUUCUAGUUCUACCUCAGUGAAUUUUUACUAAAUAGUUUUCAACUUAUGUUUUUUAAACUUAACUCUGUGUAUGCUUCCUCCAAAAGCAUUCCAACAUUAUUUAAUGCCCAUUUUGCCAAUUGUUUUAAAUACACAAUAUACAUGCAUAUACUAAUAUAAAA